This is a messenger RNA of Somion occarium, 1293 nucleotides long. The record is from the annotation of a GenBank genome assembly. NCBI's taxonomy places the organism in Eukaryota, Fungi, Basidiomycota, Agaricomycetes, Polyporales, Cerrenaceae.
AACCUAACCUGUGAAUCUCGAGCUCGAACUUCGCUUCUCAUAAUCCCAUCCGUUCAUCAUCUCAACGGUCUCCUCCCUUUGCUGGAUGUCGACGUGGCAGAAUCUAACGAAUGUCGCAACUUCCCCCGAUCCCACCUGUCAUCGCUAGGUUAACGGGACCACUCCUUAUUGGGCAGUUCUUUAACUGGGGUUUAUUCGGGGUUUUAUGUGUACAAAUAUACAUAUACACCCUCGCUUUUCCGACAGAUCGUAAAAGACAACAGGUUCUCGUGGCAGUGAUCUUUAUUAUCGAGGCAUUGCAAACCUUGCUUGGAACUUACGAUGCGUUUCGGAUUCUGGCAGAGCAUUAUGGUGACAUGCUAGAAUUGGACCGCGUCGGCCUGCUUUGGUUUACGUAUCCCUUUUUGAACACGACAGCUAGUUGUAUUGUGCAGCUCUUCUAUGCCUGGCGAAUACGAGUUCUCAGCUUCAAGACGUGGUUACCGAUAAUCAUAGCAAUUCUUUCCUUAGCUCAAACUGCUACUGGUAUAUACGAAGCUGUAGUUGCUCACGAAAUUGGUGUCUUUUCAAAAUUAUCUCAACAUGCUGCGUGGUCUGAAAUAGUCCAUCUCGGUGGAACGGCCCUCUGCGACUCAAUCAUAACGGGCUGUAUGGUGUAUUACCUGAAGAAAUCGCAGAUAGGCUUCCGUCGAUUCAACGACUUCCUCGGGAAGCUCAUGCGCCUGACCAUGGAGACUGGAGCUCUAUGUAUGGCCAUGGCUAUCAUAGACUUGGCGUUGUUCCUUGGCUUCGAGAAGACAAAUUAUCAUACAGUACCGGCGUCGGUCAUAUCGAAACUUUAUUCAAAUAGUCUGCUUGUUCUGAUCAACGCGAGAGCACAAUUCGCUCUUGCCGAUACUGAUACAUUCGCCGACUCAACAACACUUUCUCUGUCUUUUGUCUCGGUGUCGCAGUUACGCAGUGCUAGCGAGAAUAUCCGGUCGCGACCAUCUGGUGUGCAGGCAUCCUUAUCCGAACAGCUUGAAGAUCAGCAACCGGAAUUUUCGGGAUCUCGGUAUGCACUCACAAAGGAGCAAAGGUCGAAUCCAUGAUACGUUGAAUUGAAUUGCAAUCAUGCCUGUACGUAUAUUUACUUCCAGCCUGCUAUAGGACCGAUUGUUCAACUCUGCGCUAUACACGAAGUGCAGUCACCUGUAUCAGAACAUUUCUCCCUGUACACUUUGAACAUUGCUCACUUCUAGAGAUACAAGAGAGUAUUCGCAUCAAUCGCUUGCGCGUCCUUUAAAUUUCCAG